AUGGCACUUUCCGAAGCGAAUAAAUGGGAAAAACACUUACCAGAUUUGCCUUCAUAUAAAAAAUAUACAGAGCUGGAUAAUGUGGUAAUCAGUGGGGAUGAUAAUGAUUACUGUAAAAAAAGUUUAGAAAGUACAGAAGAAGGGGAUAAGGCAUUUUGUAAUAAAAUAGCAAAGAAUUUAUCAAUAUUAAAAAAUGAAAAAGAUAUGCAAAAACGUACAUAUGAUUGUUAUUACUUUAAUCACUGGUUAUACGAUAAUAUUGGGAAAAAAUAUUAUGACGGAAAUACUAAAGGUGAAAAAGGCAAUGUUUCUGAAAAUCUUUUUAAUUUUGUGUCAUUAGCUAAUUCAAAGUAUAUCUUUAUACCAUCAUGUAACGGCAACUCUUAUGGCAAACCGGAAGAGUGGAAAGUAGAAAAAGACUUGCACGAUUAUUUUGAAAAUCACAAAGAUAUUAAAUGCAACGAUUCUGAUAAGUCUAAGUGCGAAAAAUAUGUGAAUUAUGUUACAUAUAUUAAAACUUUAUAUGAAGAAAAAAAAGAAAAAUGUUGUUAUGAAGAAGAAUUGGAUGAAGAUGAAUUUUGUGAACCUUAUUUUAAAUGUGAAAGUACAUAUAAUCCGAAAGAUUUAUUAACAAAAUUACAAAAAGAACUUCAGGCAUUAGAAAAAAAGUUAGAGGCAGGAGGUGCAGAGGAAACACUUCAACCGAAAAAGGGUGAACAAACAGGCCCAGAAAAGUCAGGACAAGAAGAGACGAAGUCGGAAAUAGCAGCGGCUGGAGAUUCAACCCCGAAGGGGGAAGAUGGUGCAUCAGCAAAAGCUUCAGAGAAAGAAUCUGGGGCAGCAAAACAUGGAGAAACAACACCUGCACCUGCAGAAACCGUAGAGGCAAAAUCUGCAACGACAAUACUAGCACCGCCAGAACCUGCACUUGUGAAACCUGCACCUGCAAAACCCGUAGCGGCAAAAGCACCAGUAGAAAAAUCCAUAGCGCCAGAACUUGGAGGGGCGAAACCUGCAGCAGCAAAACCCGAAACGGAAAAAGUAGCAGAAGCAAACCUUGCAACGGCAGAAUCUCAAGUGGCAAAACCUGUUGCAGCAAAACCCGUAGCGUCAAAACCUGAAAAGGAAAACCUCGAGGCGGCAGAMUCUGAAAAGGCAAAACCUGCAGCAGCAGAACCCGUAGCGGUAAAACCUAAAGAAACAGUAUCUGAAGAAGAWUCAGCUGAAACGGAAGAAGCUGAAGAGGAAGAAAAUGAAGAUGACACAGCUGAAGGGGUAACAGCUGAAGAGAUAACAACUGAAGAGGUAGUAACGGAAACGACAAGUACUUUGCAACAUGAAGAAACUUUAAGUCCCACGCCAAUAGAGAACGCUGAACAGAAUGUUCAUGUGAUAUCAUCUCAUAAUACAGAGCCUGCAAGCAAUUUAGUUCCUCUAACAAUUGCGGAUUCCACUAAUACAUUAGGAACGGCACAUGAAGGGUUGAACUCAAAUUUUUUUCGUAACGUCAUCAUGGCCAUUGCAGUACUUGGAACAAUUUUCUUCCUUUUCUACUACAACAGGUCUUCAAGAUUGGAAUCAAGUUUACGCAAAAAAAAAAAGAAAAAGGGGAAAAUAUUUGAGCAUAAUUACUACGAAGAGUAUGAAAAGGAGUUAGCAAUGUAUGGUUCUGAGGAAACGUUUUUAGAUUCUGAAACCAAUCGAUUAUACUUGAAUUAUCACCCCGAUCAAGACUCAUAUUAUUAA
Molecule: messenger RNA, 1746 nt
Organism: Plasmodium vivax (malaria parasite P. vivax)
Lineage: Eukaryota; Apicomplexa; Aconoidasida; Haemosporida; Plasmodiidae
Product: variable surface protein Vir12-like
Exons: 3
Coding region: 1-1746 (581 amino acids)
Source: RefSeq, a predicted model, not a curated record